Molecule: messenger RNA, 152 nt
Organism: Prorocentrum cordatum
Lineage: Eukaryota; Dinophyceae; Prorocentrales; Prorocentraceae
Source: the annotation of a GenBank genome assembly
GCGAGAUUACGGGCAGGGCCGGCCUCGAGACGCACGAGAGGUGCCCGGAUGAGCGCCUGAUUGCGUUCGCCAUGGAGACCUGGGGCUGCUGGUGCGCAGAGCUUGGGAGCUGGCGCGCCUACACGGCGCUUAGCUGCGCGCUGCACCGCCAG